AUGUCGCGAAUUCGACUACCCCACCAUGUACAAGCAUCUGUUCAACGAUCAGAUCAGAUCUUCAAGAGCCGCAAGUUGGCUCAAUCUUACGUUGAUGAAAUCGCUGCCAAACAUGGAUUUGCCGUCAGAUUUAACAAUGGCCAGGGGUACAUGGCAUGUACACGGAACGAAGCUAAGCCCACACGGAAAAACGAUACACGGUGCAAGGGUGAAUACGACGAGAGGGUCAGAAAGACACGAGUCACGCAUACGGGGUGCAAGUUCUCCUUAGCUAUCAAGAGGGCUUAUAACGCCAACGAGUGGUAUGUUGUCGAUGUCAGCGACGCCAAACCCAUUCACAAUCAUCUGCCAUCUGUCUGUUCUGCUUCAAAUGCUAGAUAUCGUGCUCAACAGCUGGAGGAGAUCAGGGCUCAGUUCAAGUCAGUUGGUGCUGACGAGUCCAAAAGCGACAGCGAGAACGAUAGAUUGGACAUCUGCGACAUUUUCAUGGACGUUCAAGCCGCUCCUCGACAACUCCGAGAAGCACUUCGUAUCAUAUCUCCUAAAGGUUACGCGGUGACAAGCCAGGACGUGUACAACCUGUAUAAACGACGCGACAAGGACCUUUUCGGCGACAUGGACCCUAUGGAGGCUUUGCUGGUAUUGUUAGAGAAGACGCCUCAUUUUCACUGCAGCUAUCGACUCGACGAUGAUCCGGCUUUCCUCGAUACCGAAGCUGUGGUUGGUGACCUGCAAGAAGACAACAGUGACGAUGAAAGUGACGAUGACACGGAAGUACAAACUGUACCAACCAAGCGAGCUCCAGAACCCGCGCCCGUACCAGCACCUAUCAAGAAGCGAAGGGGGCCACCAAAGUCCCAGACUGGCUCAAGUCAGAGCGAGUCUGCCACAAAGCCUUCCUCACCACCGCCCGAGGGAAGCCCUCCGGCUGAUGACGAAGCAAAACGCGAGAAUGUCGUUUGUGACAUCUUUUUCUUACACCGCAAGUCCAUCAAGUUUAUGAGGACCUUUCCUGAGGUCAUCGCAGUCGAUUGUACUUUCAACACAAAUGGGUACAACUACAGGCUCUUCAACAUUGUCGGUGUGGGAUCGGAUAAUAGGUCGUUUCCCAUUGCUCAUGCCUUCAUCUCCCGGGAGAACGCUGACACCUUUGCUUGGUGUUUGAACGAGCUGAAGAAGAUCAUGGAGGAAUUUAACAUUCCCUUCCCGGAGUGGAUCCUUUCAGACUGUUCCAAGGCUUUUCUCAAAGCCAAGUCUCUUGGUGGCUUCCCCGGAAAAAUCCGUCUCUGCGACUGGCAUGCUGACCAGGCAGUGCUGAAAAGGGCGUCCAAGCUCUUUAAGAGUGAUACUGCUUUCGACAAGUUCAUGGAGGCCUGGUACUUGAUGAAAGGUGCCAACAGCAAGACACAAUUCCGGAAAUUCUACAGCAAGUUCAAGAAUGUGUAUUGGAAGCCGGGCACUACCGAGCCCGACCAGAAGGACUCCACAUCUGUGGGAAGAAACAACAGGGCAUACUUCUACAUCAAGAGAAACUGGUUUGGCGACCCCGACAGCGACCACCCAGACAAGAUCAAGUAUCGUCACAUGCUCGUCAAGGCUUAUUCGAACGGUACAGAGGAUUUCUUCAACAAAACCACAUCCCGGGUCCAGAGUCUCCACGCACUGCAAAAGAGCAACAUGAGAUCGCGCAUCUCUUCUCUCUUCUCGUCUGCGAUGACUGUGAUACGAGUCUCGCUUGACAUCCUUGCUGACUUGGAGACCGAACACUCUCAAGCCAUGGAGAAAUACGAAGUGGCCUUGAGCCGAGACUUUAACGACUGCCUCAUGCCAUUCAUUUCAGUGCUGGCACUGCGAAAGGUGGCUGAGCAGGCUCAGAAGGGUAAGCUCAGCAGUCAGCAGGCUGAGGGGACUGGGGCCACGAGUCGCACGAGCAAAUGCUGUACCGAGAGCUUCAUGAAUACCUCGGGUUUGCCUUGUAUACACUACUUGCGCAAGAUUCUAGCCAAGCCCAAAGAUGGCGCCACCAUGAGACCUAAUGCUGAAGUCAACAAUGCGCCCGGCAAGUCGGAAGAGGAGAUGUUAUUUCCUGUUCUAAUGCUCGGCGAUUUCCACCCACACUGGAGAAAUCUACAUGCCACACUAAUGAUGGGGCCUGACGAUUGGGAUAGCGCAACCAACUAUGGCAGACAUCGAGACUUGUGGCGGAAAUUGCAGUGCAGGCUCGAAAAGGAUAAGGAAAUUGACGAAAUGUGGCGGAAGAAGGACGAAGCAAUGCUACAAGAAGUGGCAUCCGGCAACGAUUUUGUUCGCUUGAAGACUAAGGGUGAUAUCGCUGACACGUUCGUUAAUGGCACAAGAAGAAGCACAGGCCGAGUGAAGCCUUCCCUCGACAAGGGCAAGGCCUGCCCCAUCUGCAAGAAGAAAGAGAGUGGCCACGCCAUCACCAAAUCGUGCUUCCCCAACAACGCUGCGUACGAGCGCUACUUGGAGAAGAACGACCCAGAGUCAAGAUUGGAACGCAUUGCCCUCGAUAAACGAAACUUGCAGAAGGCGGGUCUUGUCGAAUCCGUACGCAAUGCUUAUGUGACUGCAGGCGACGACUCCGACAACGAAUUUCCAGUAUUGUAG
Molecule: messenger RNA, 2628 nt
Organism: Yarrowia lipolytica CLIB122
Lineage: Eukaryota; Fungi; Ascomycota; Dipodascomycetes; Dipodascales
Biological process (GO): regulation of DNA-templated transcription
Source: RefSeq, a predicted model, not a curated record